This is a messenger RNA of Thunnus maccoyii (southern bluefin tuna), 2356 nucleotides long. RefSeq names its product lysosomal associated membrane protein 1b (gene lamp1b). Gene Ontology annotation, cellular component: membrane. The record is from RefSeq and is a predicted model, not a curated record. The transcript is spliced from 6 exons. NCBI's taxonomy places the organism in Eukaryota, Metazoa, Chordata, Actinopteri, Scombriformes, Scombridae. Bases 331 to 1077 code for a protein of 248 amino acids.
AAAGCGUCUGUCACGUGAUCCAGAUGUCAGCGUUUGCAGUGGUGGCGAUGAUAAAGCGUUUCAGCCAAGAAACAUUCACCUCACAGUUGGCAUACAUAGACAGAAGAAGUUAGCCACAGACGUUAGUAGCUAGAUUUCGUUACGAAGAACAGCGUUUUGUCGCGUCGCUGCAUCAGUGCGCUCGACUCUUAUUGUUCUCCAGACUGUUGUUGUUGUGACGCUAACGUUAGCAUAGCACAGCCUAGCUUCGCUCCGUCCUGUCUGCGGUUGUGUUGCUGUGAUUUUCGACCUGACAAACACUGAAACCACCGGAGAGAAAACCAGAGAAACAUGACGCAGAUCGGCGGUGUCCAGUCACGAUGCCUGACAGUAACGUUACACUUGAUUUUAGCUGCUGCCCUGCACCAGAGUUUUGCGACUGUUGCCCCACCAGCGACUGCUCCACCACACAAGGACCCCGGCAGACCUGAUAGGGGAAACUACAAGGUCACCAGCAGCAACGGCACGGUCUGUUUACUGGCAUCCAUGGGCCUCCAGCUCAACAUCACCUACAGCUCUGCUUCCCUGAAUAAGACUGUGCAGGAUGUUGUGAACCUUCAGCCCAAUGUGACAAAGAGCUCUGGUUCAUGUGCCCCAGACGCUGCCUCUCUGCGCCUCAUCACAGAUGCAGAGAAAACCAACCUCACCUUUUUCUUCACUCUGAAUACUACAUCCAACAAGUACCACUUGAAUGAAGUGUCUCUGUCAGCAGUUUUGCCAGACGUGAAAGAGCCCUUCUCAGCCCAUAAUGGCAGUCUGGACUACCUGCGAGGCACCCUGGGCUACUCAUACAUGUGCCGCGAGGAACAAACUCUUGAUGUAGCUCCAGAUUUGUCCAUCAACACCUUCCAGGUGCAGGUGCAGCCCUUCGGCCUCACUGGAGAUCAGUUCGGAGCAGCUGAGGAGUGUCAGCUGGAUGAAGACGACAUGUUGAUCCCCAUCAUAGUUGGAGCAGCUUUAGCUGGUCUCGUCCUCAUCGUGCUCCUGGCCUACCUCAUUGGCAGGAAGAGGAGCCAUGCGGGCUACCAGACCAUCUGAGGUGGCGUGUCUCUCACACGUCCCCAGAGGCCAGAGUGCGCUAUCCCACCCUUGCAAUUAACCACUGUUUUACAAGACUUAACACUCUACAUUGUCCUCCUCCAUCCCUCAACUCCCUGCCUCUCUCUCUAUGUGUGUGCUUCUACUCUGCCCUCAUCGGUAACACUAGUCAUUAUCACUUUGUGGAGUUGGUUGGAGGUUGAUAUGCGCUUUCUGAACUGACUCGCUCUUUCCGUAAAAAAGGGACUUUGUUAGAAGAUUGUAAUGAAGAAAAACUCUUAACCGGUACCAUGUAUAGAAGAGGAUGGAUCAAAGGGUCCAUGAGAGUCCUCAAAUUGUAUUGUACUAUUUAUGAUUUUUGUGAAAAAUGAAUUUUGAGGGAUUGUGGGAUUUGAGGGAAUUGCUACUGUAGCUUUUCUUAUUGUUUAUCUGUUUCCGGAUAACCAUUUUAGUGGUAUCAACAUUAAGGAGGUUUGUUACUAUAAAGGGAAAAUUACUGGCUGCUUAACGUCACACAGCAAAGGUCUGACAUUUUAUCCUGCAACUCUACAUUUAGCUCAAGUAAACGUAUUCUAGAGAACAUACUGUACCACAGUUAACAAACACUAACCUGUUCUUUAUGAGGAGGAGGAUUUCCCAAAACUAUUCCUUCAGGGGAUAGUAGCCACUCCUUUUGGAUUCUGCUGUUACAAUAUACACACAUACACCAGGGAUUGCUUAAUCGGUCUAUAAAAAUAGCACAUUUGGCUUAAGCUCAGGACAUCACUGUAGAAACAUAAUAAUGUUGAUUCGUUAUAUUCCACUGGGUGGUUAUGUUUGUUUGUUUUUGUGUCCCUGAAAAUGGGCUUACUUGGGAUUUUGGUUGCUGUAGUGAAAGAAGUUGCACUAGAGUCCUUGGAAACAGCCCCUGGUAAUGAUUAAAAAUGGCCAAAACGCUCUGGUCAGUGUUCAUCAGUGCCUUCCCAGCUGUAACAGAGAUGGGAUUAAAGUAAAGCCAAUAACCACAGAGGUACUCACUCACUCACUCACUCACUGACACUGUGUGCUGCCAUGUUUGGGACAUUUUCUCUGUGUCUCACAUAGCCUUCAUGUACAGAACUAUUAUUACCAUAAAUAUGCAUUGUUUGAUGUAAUAGGAGAAAGUACAGAUAUUUAUGUUUUUUAUGUUUUUCCUCCCCUCCCUCAUCUAAAUACCCAUGUAGUGAUUUAAUGUGGUUUUAAUGGAUCGUUUGAAAUGUUUUCUAAAGGCGUCACAGGUCAAUAAAAGUGAAUGAAAGAG